Messenger RNA from Tigriopus californicus, 523 nucleotides. RefSeq lists its product as uncharacterized. The record is from RefSeq and is a predicted model, not a curated record. The coding region runs from base 43 to 522 and encodes 159 amino acids. Lineage: Eukaryota; Metazoa; Arthropoda; Copepoda; Harpacticoida; Harpacticidae. The transcript is spliced from 2 exons.
AUCCUAUCAUUGAUACUGUAAGGAACCCGAGCUCGCAUAACCAUGUCUCCCUUGAAUAACAUCAAUGACGGAAAUGACCAAGGAGGUCCCGCCCAAGUCCCUGCGGAAGUGGGCCAGCAACAGCAACGGGUGAAUCAGCCCCCGGUCAUUUGCCCAAAUUGCAAAAAACGACUCUCCGAGAGAAGCGCCCUCACUCGACACAUGAAGGUCCAUGACAGCACCACUAAGAUAUUCAAGUGUAUGGUGUGCCACAAGAACGAUCAGCGACAAAAAUCAAACUGGAGGCAGCAUGUGGCCACUCACAUUGGCCAGGAGAUUCCUCCCGACGUGUUUGCAGCUUUAGAUCACGAGACCAAGGCCAUUCUGACCGGAACGCAUGGUGAAAUGAACCGAAAAAUCUUCGAGGAACGAUUGGCCAAAGCCGAAGCGAAGCGAGCCAAACAGAACAAAAAGGCUCGAAGAUCCAAGCAUGAAUUGUCGUUUGAAGAACUUUGGUAUCCCAUAUGUGAAUUACAAGAAUAAA